UGCAAACAGUGCGUUUGGCACUUGAAGAGGAUCAACAUGUUGUUGAAAGACUGCAUUCAUGUGCCUCGUCGCCAACCUUUUGUCGCCUCCAUUUUCGUUCGGGACGGCUUUGCAUGAAGCCAUUUUCGCUCAGUCCGUCAUGGCACGGCAAUUCCUGAGCCCUUCUGUCCUCGCCCGUAGCCUGGACAGUCCGGCGCGGCAUUCUCUUGCAGCGCCCGGCCUUGCUUUGCGCCCAGCGCAAGGCGUGACAACAGACGGCCGCAGUCUCCGCCACACAGCCACCUUCGCCGCGAGCUGCGUUGCAGCCACUGCGGCCUGUUCUUCCCGUCGAGAUCGCCGAGAGCGCGCUGUUCGGCACGUGGCGAUGGCUGCGGAACAGACCAUUGAGGCAAACCCUUACCUCAAGUCGAAAGUCGAGGAGAUGGUGGCUUUACAGCCUGUGAUCGUCUUCUCCAAGUCCUGGUGCCCCUUCUGCGCGAAAGCCAAGGCUGCCUUGGAGCAGGAAGGCAUUCGUUUCGCUGUGUGUGAGUUAGACACGCUUGGAGAGGAAGUUGAAGCUCAGGUGCAAGACAUCCUUCUGGGCCUCACCGGAGCGCGCACGGUGCCGCGUGUCUUCAUCGGUGGCCAAUGCAUCGGAGGAGGCACCGACACGGAGCGCCUUGCUGGUGAGGGCACCUUGAAGAAGUUGGCAGGUGAAGCCAUGGAAAACUUCAAGACCAAGCUCAGUGGCAAGGCCACCUUCGAGAUGGAUAAGAGCGACGAGGAGUGGCGCUCGACCCUGGAUCCCGAACGCUUCCAGAUCCUGCGCCGGAGAGGCACCGAGAUGCCGGGGUCUCAUGAGUACGACAAGUUCCUGCCCAAGGCCGGGCACUUUUCCUGUGGGGGCUGCGGCUUGCCGCUCUACUCGGCAGGGUCCAAGUUUGCAUCGCAGUGUGGGUGGCCAGUAUUCGACAAGUGCUACUCUUCGAAAGAUCUGGGGCAGCACGUGCUGGGCCAGCCCGAUGGCACCGGAUCCCUGGAGAUCGUUUGUGCACGUUGCGGCUCACAUUUGGGGCACGUCUUCUACGAUGCCAUCUCUGAGGCCAAUCCCAAUGGCGAACGACACUGAGCCAACGGGCUCUCCCUCCAAUACCUGGAGGGGGAGCCUGAAGAGGAGCUGACCGAGGCCAAAUUGAAGAUUGUAUAGAGGAAGUGUAUGGCAGGAAGGAGGGAGUCAUUCCACAGUAUUUUGUUGUGU
Molecule: messenger RNA, 1237 nt
Organism: Durusdinium trenchii
Lineage: Eukaryota; Dinophyceae; Suessiales; Symbiodiniaceae
Source: the annotation of a GenBank genome assembly